This is a messenger RNA of Oppia nitens, 1269 nucleotides long. Its product is annotated as cell cycle control protein 50A-like. Gene Ontology annotation, cellular component: Golgi apparatus; endoplasmic reticulum; plasma membrane. Lineage: Eukaryota; Metazoa; Arthropoda; Arachnida; Sarcoptiformes; Oppiidae. Bases 1 to 1269 code for a protein of 422 amino acids. The record is from RefSeq and is a predicted model, not a curated record. The transcript has 4 exons.
AUGAAAACUGAAUAUGAAUUGAAAAAAUCACUUUCACUACGAAUACGUAUGAAAUGGUGGUUCAGGCGUCAGUUUCGGCUAUUCAAACAACAGCAUCUGUCCGCUUGGCUACCAGUGCUAACCAAAUACACUGUUUUACCAACUUUUUUCCUAAUCUCUAUGUUCAUGAUUGCAGUCGGUGUGUGCUUACUCUAUCUGACCGGUACUGUCCAGGAAUGGCGACUAGACUAUACCCACUGUUCGCCAGUCAACUCCACCAGUACCUGUGCUGACCAGAUCAGCGGCAGUCAGCAGCAGCUACCUGUCCUCCUCCAGCAACAACACCAACAACAGUGUCAGUGCUGGUAUCGGUUUGUUUUGCGCGAAAAUUUCGUAUCAAAUGUUUACGUAUACUAUGAACUGUCCGGCUAUUAUCAGAGUCUAAUGAAAUAUAUAUUAAGCAAAAAUACGGCACAAUUAGCCGGUUCGUUGGCCAUACCGGACAAAUGUGACGACAGUGGCGGCCAGUAUAACAUGUUUAUGUAUGAAAAAGUCAACAACAACAAGGAUAUGCCGGUUGCACCGUGCGGUACAAUUGCCAACAGUUUGUUUAACGAUACGUUUAGUUUAUGGCGGGUCAGUGGUGAUGAUAGUGAUAAUAAUAAUAAUGGUGGACAGUCAGGUCUACAGCCGGUGCCAUUGCUAUACACUGGUAUCAGUUGGCCAACUGAUAGGCAAAAAUUUCAUAAUCCGAUCGGUAUUCCCUUAAAACAGGCCUACGCCAAUUUUACUAGUCCACCGUAUUGGCGCCGACAGUUAUGGGAACUGGAUCCCAAUAACCAGGACAACAAUGGUAUGCAAAACGAGGCACUUAUAGUAUGGUUUCAUACGGCAGCCUUUCCCCAGUUUCGUAAACUGUAUGCCAGAGUUGAUCACAAUAGAGAAACGGUAUAUAAAUCGGGACUACCGGCUGGUGACUAUGUUAUCAAAAUUGACUAUAACUAUCCGGUGACCAUGUUUUCCGGCACCAAAAGCAUAGUCAUUGGCAAUACUUCAUGGAUGGGCAAUAAAAACCCGUUCCUGGGUAUAGCCUACAUAGUAGUCGGUGGUCUAACAUUUGUUAUAACAAUACUAUUAUUUUGGAUUCAUAUUAGAUAUGGAUAUAGCAAAUAUGAACGAUUAACCAUAACCUCCCGUACACCUUAUUUUAGUAGCAUAAAAGAGCCUAGACAAAUUAAAUGGCGCAGAUAUUUUAGCUGGCUUAUUGUUUGGCGAAAAGUUAAUUUUUAA